Messenger RNA from Penicillium griseofulvum, 1554 nucleotides. RefSeq names its product Major facilitator superfamily domain, general substrate transporter. NCBI's taxonomy places the organism in Eukaryota, Fungi, Ascomycota, Eurotiomycetes, Eurotiales, Aspergillaceae. The record is from RefSeq and is a predicted model, not a curated record. Gene Ontology annotation, cellular component: membrane. Gene Ontology annotation, molecular function: carbohydrate:proton symporter activity. The coding region runs from base 1 to 1554 and encodes 517 amino acids. Gene Ontology annotation, biological process: transmembrane transport; carbohydrate transport. The transcript has 2 exons.
AUGCCACGCUUCCUCGGCCUUCGGGGCAAUAGCCUCAAUAUCGCCGCCAUUUUGGGCGUGCUCAUGCCCGGAAUUCUCACAGUUGGCUACAAUGCAUCACUACUCGGCGGUGUCUUGACGCAGAAGAACUUUGAAGAACAAUUCCCUGAAAUCAACAUUGCCGCUGCCAAUGAUAAACCACAUGCGUCAAUGGUCCAGGGUCUUGUUGUGGCCUCUUACACAAUAGGGGGCUUCUUCGGAACACUCUCCUGUAUAUGGCUAGGCGACAGAUUUGGCCGCCGACGCACAAUAAUGGCAGGAUCAGUCGUUCAAGUCCUCGGAGCUAUUUUAAUGGCUAGUGCAGGCACCCUCGUCCAACUCAUCACCUCUCGGGUCGUUCUCGGUGUAGGCACUGGUGUUCUACUGGCCACCAUUCCUCUUUGGCAAUCUGAGACAUCGCCUGCAGACAAGCGUGGUGCUCACGUCGGCAUGAAAGGAGUAUUUAGUGGCUUCGGGUGUGCCCUUGGCCUUUUUGUCGACUUUGGAAUGUCGUUCACCAAAGGCAGCGUCGCCUGGAGAUUUCCUUUCGCUUUCGUGGUGCUGCUUUCUGUCGCUGUUUUAGUGUUCAUCUACAUGUUACCAGAGUCCCCCCGGUGGCUUAUCCGACAAGGCCGACUCUCUGAGGCCAGUGAAGUCUUGGCAGCUCUCGGGGAUACAAGCGUUGAUGAUGAAUCUGUGGGAGCAAAAAUCAAGGACGUCCAAACAUCACUGGACUUAUUUGAGGAAAAGUCACUCGGGCAAAUAUUCCACAUGGGACCCCAAAGAACUUUCCACCGAGCUAUGAUUGCUGCUUUGGCAAUGUUGUUCUUACAACUCACUGGAUCUACGGUCACCACAUUCUACACAACCGCAAUAUUUGAAAAGAAUCUUGGGCUCGGUAAUUCAACAUCCACGGUCCUAGGGGCAGUUUACCAGCUAGUAGGUCCCCUUGGCGGAGCCUUUUGCGUUCUCAAGGUCGACGGUCUUGGUCGCCGUGUCUUGCUUCUAGGCAGUGCGAUCGGAAAUGCCGUCUGUCUAGCUUUAGUAGCUGGCCUUGGAACCCAAACGGACAACCCACUCGCAAUGCGCGGGGCUGUUUUCUUCAUUUUCCUAUUUCAUUUCAGUUACAUCAUCGGGUUUGGCGCAAUACCAUAUCUAUACGCCACGGAGAUUGCGCCUUUGCAUCUACGUACGACUAUCAACAGCUUCAGCAUCAGCAUAUCCUGGGCCAUCAGCAUCAUCCUCACCAGUGUCACACCCAUUGCAUUCAACAGUAUGGGCCAGACAUACUUUGUCAUUUUUGCCGGCUUCAAUGCAAUGAUGGUACCUGCAAUAUAUUACCUAUUUCCGGAGACCGCUGGGCGCAGUCUUGAGGAAAUGGACAAGAUAUUUGCUCUUUCACAUGGUGUCUUGGAUGCUGUCAAAGUCGCUCGGCUUCUUCAACGCGGACAAGCAAUUGAUCAGUCGCUUGAGAAAGAUCUUGACCCAAACUUCAAGUGUCCUGAGCUUCAGCUUCGCGAGGUGUAUUCGUCUUGA